AGACCCAAUGAUUGACACUUUUAAUUUCCAAGAUUAUAAAUUGACGACACAAAUUGUGAAUUUCUCGAUGGCUAAAACCAAUUGCUGGUGGGUUAGACACUGCAAAUUUAUUUUUUUAGUAAUUUUAGAACUCAGGAUCGAACAGAUAAAACCAGAAAGGUCAAUAACUGGUACGCCUGCCUUACAGCAUGAUUUACAGGCAUCAUCGAAGAUGAAAUCUGAAAUCGAAGUCUCUGACCGUUCGUGGAAACUGACUUUUGUUACGAUAAUUAUGAUUUUUUUCUCAGUGUGCGAAUAGGAUACAGCAUUCGCAAUCUGAUCACUCCAAUUAUUUGACAGGCUUCUAUAAAUAGUACCGUACUUGUGUCAUUGUGAUGAAAAAUGACACUUUGAAUUACGACACUCAAAAGAGAGAAUCGCGUUACACGACAGCGAGGGUUACGUUAAUCGCAAAACUAGCGAUUAAAUACACUUUUCGUAUCAGGAUGUUGCGCAACUCGACGCAACCCUUCGUUCGAUAUCACUUUUUGUCAAGUGGAUUAAUUCCAUUUCUCGAUUUGUAGUAAGAUACGUACACUAUAUUCUAGCUCUGUGUAAUACCCAAUGGCUGAUGAGCGUAUUGAGUUAGGUAACCGUUUUAAGCUAGACGUGGAACUAAAACUUGAAGUGUCUGAUCGUCAAGAUUUGCUUGCAGUACAGACUGCAAUGAAUCCAUAUCUUAUCGGUAAAAAAGUACAAAUCCACCCAGAAAAGGCGACCAUCGCAGAUUGCGCAUUCAUUCGACUGCGUGAACUCGGGAUGUUCAGACCGUCGAGAUUUUCUCAUAUCCGCAUGUGAAUGUCGUUCCAAAUUCACCUAAACACAGUAAAAAUCGGAAAUAUGUUUUGUUCUACGACCGGGAGUUGCUUAGUGAAAUUAAGUUGUCACCAUUAAAAUGACUACCAGAAUCAACCUUUGAAAUCAAGGUGAACUACGAUCUUCAGUUGCCAUAUCAGCAGUCUCCGGCCAACCCUCGUAUACCGGUGAUCUUAAUUGCGCAAUAGUUUUCGUUGAACAAACAGUAACCAUGAAGAGCACCAAGACCUCUCCACAAAUAUUGGCUGCCAUAACAAGCUCACUGAUCCUGGUAUCGGUCGGGUUUCACACCGGAUGGUCAUCACCAUCUUUGGCCAAAUUGCAAGCCGAGGACUCGGACAUCGAGAUCACAUCUGACCAAGGAUCAUGGAUCGCUAGUUUUAUGUACGUCGGUAGCAUCUUUGGAUCGGUCGUUGGCGUUCCAAUAGUGGACAGGUGGGGUAGGAAAAUGUCGCUUCUGGUAACCUCGGCGCCCUUGUUCAUCGCGUGUCUGCUGAUUGCUUUCGCAACGAAUUACUUGUGGCUGUACGUCGCUCGGUCCAUCGCCGGUUUCGGCGUCGGGAUAAUCUUCACAGCUAUUCCUAUGUACAUGGGUGAGAUCGCCGAGGACAGGGUGCGCGGGGGUUUCGGAAUUCUGAUAACCGUAAUGCAGAAUACCGGCUCCCUCGUGGCGUACGCGAUUGGUCCCUGGGUCAACAGAACCACCCUCGCAGCAGCUGGAGCUGUUAUACCGAUUCUUUACGUCGUGACUUUUGUCUGGAUACCCGAGUCUCCGUAUUACUAUGCCAUAAAAAAUAGCCCCUUCAGAACCGAAAAGAGUCUGAUUUGGCUCAGAGGAACCCCCGACAUUCUCGAGGAAGCUAGAAGUAUUGAAAAAAACGUAUCGAUCGAGAGUAACAGCGUGAGGACCAUGCUGGAACUGUUCACCGUCAGGAGCAAUCGAAAGGCGAUGGGUAUCGUCAUUGGGUUGCUGACUUUUCAACAGUUUUCUGGUAUAACAGCAAUAUUGGCUUACUCAACCAUCAUCUUCGAUGAAGUUGAUUCCGGGAUCAGUUCCAGCGUCUCCGUCAUCAUAACGGGGGUCGUUCAACUUGUGUUUGGCGUUUUGGCAUUAUUUUUAACGGAUAAAACAGGGAGAAAACCUUUGCUCAUCACCUCCAUGUCACUCUGCUCAGUUUUUUUAUUGGCUGAGGCCUUGUACUUUCAACUUCAAGCUGCCGGUUCUGACCUCACGGGAGUUUCAUGGCUUCCGGUCGUAGCAAUGGUUGGCUAUUUAAUCGGCUACGCGAUUGGAUUAGGAACCGUUCCAAUGGCAGUGAGCACAGAAUUUUUUCCGUGCGAGGUGAAAGCUUUCGCAAUCACCAUCGGUGCCAUCUACCUCUGUGUGGCGGGAAUUUGCGUUACGAAAUUCUACCAAGUCAUAAUGGAUUCUUAUGGUAUACACAUAGCGUUUUACGUUUUCGCAGCUUGCUCCGCUGUAGCUGUAAUUUUCACGGUGCUAAUGAUUCCUGAAACAAAAGGACGUUCGCUCAGCGAAAUUCAAGAUGAACUUCGACGAACACCAUGUUAUAAUAACCGACCAAGUGUAGAAUUAAUAAUCGUUCAGCUUAGAUGUUUCUUGAUAACGAUUAUAUAUCCACUAAAUAUCACUCUCCGCGUAUUUUCUGCAAUCGAUUUCCGGCACCAAAUGGAUUCAUCAAGAUCUCAAGACAAUGGAUUUCUGAAACCAAAAAUUAUACAGAAAUCGAAAAGUGCCCGUCAAAUCUUCGCAGCCGUAUCUGCUACUCUGAUCUUGAUUUCAAGUGGAUUUCACAUAGGAUGGGCGUCUCCGUCUUUGGCAAAGCUGCAAGCUAAAGACUCUGACAUCUUCGUCACGUCGACCCAAGGUUCUUGGAUCGCUAGUUUUCUUCUAAUGGGUAGUAUCUUCGGUACGAUACUUGCUCUCUUGGUGGUCGACAGAUGGGGCAGAAAAACGCUACUGCUUUUGAUGUCAAUCCCUUUAUUCGUUUCGUGCGUACUGAUCGCUCUCGCACAAACCUACUGGUGGUUUUACCUGGCACGGUUCACCGCUGGCAUUGGCAAUGGUGCUAUUUUCACUGGCAUGCCAAUUUACGUAAGUGAAAUUGCUGAAGACAGGAUGCGCGGAGCGUUUGGGAUCCUGGCUACAGUUAUGAUGAAUUUAGGAACCCUCGUGUCAUACGGAAUUGGUCCUUGGGUGAGCCGAGCUACUCUUGCAAUGGUUGGAGCUAUCGUUCCCGUUGUCUACGCCUUGACGUUUAUCUGGAUGCCCGAAACGCCGUACUACUUCGCGAUGAAGAGUGUUCACAAAAAGAGCGUUAAGAGUCUAAGAUGGCUGAGAGAGAUAUCCGACGUUACCGAAGAGGUGAAAAAAAUUCGUAUUAACGUGACGUUGAAGCGAAAGGAUGUCAGAUCGAUAACGGAGCUGUGCACAGUCAAGGGUAAUCAAAAAGCUUCCGGAAUCACAGCAAUUUCAGCUUACUCGACGAUCAUCUUCAACCAGGUGGACUCUGGGCUAAGUACCGGCGUUUUCAUAAUCAUAUUGGGAAUCGUUAAGCUGACAAUUGCCGCCAUGGUGAUCUUCUUGGCUGACGUGGCAGGAAGAAGACGUUUGCUUCUUGCGUCCAUAUCGCUGAGCACACUCUUCUUAUUCGCCGAAGCUGUCUACUUUCAUCUGCAAGCCAACGGUACCGAUUUGACAUCAGUCUCGUGGCUUCCACUGGUGGCAAUGAUUGCAUUUCUGAUCAGCUACACAUCGGGCAUGGGAACUAUACCGAUGGUCACAGCCGCCGAAAUAUUUCCCUGCGAAGUCAAAGCCUUAGCCAUGACUGCCGCUGUUACCUACAUGUGUGCGGCUGGAAUUUGCGUCACUAAAUUGUACCAAAUCGUUUCGGACGCUUACGGCAUUCACGUGGCAUUGUAUAUCUUCACAGUCUGUAGCACGGCGUCAACGGCUUUCAUAUUCCUUGUCGUUCCCGAGACGAAAAGGCGUUCGCUAAAUGAGAUUCAAGACGAACUUCACGGCGUCACGAAACCAAUGUUGUGAAUUAUAAUAUUAUUCACACGUAUAAUUUCGACUGAAACUUGUUAAGAAAACGAGCGAUGGUGUUGAAUCUAAUUGCGGAAGAACGUGAGAAAAGUGGACGAAACUUUACCUCAGUGGUCAUGGCCGGUAGCUUUUACGUUGUUGGUAUUAAGACCGUCACAAAAACCAUUUCUUGUACC
Molecule: messenger RNA, 4098 nt
Organism: Neodiprion virginianus
Lineage: Eukaryota; Metazoa; Arthropoda; Insecta; Hymenoptera; Diprionidae
Exons: 12
Coding region: 1067-3919 (950 amino acids)
Biological process (GO): transmembrane transport
Cellular component (GO): membrane
Molecular function (GO): transmembrane transporter activity
Source: RefSeq, a predicted model, not a curated record